AAUCGAUUUCCAUGUCACCAGCUGAUAUGGAUGAUAAUUAGAGAGAGAAAUAGUGAUUUGCAAAUAUUUAAUACCUAUUCAUUUCACAUUUCGGUUCGUUAUUUAGAGUUAUAAUAUGUUAUUUUUAAUUAAUUUGUCGUCCAAUAAUGGUCAAUUGUACAACAAGAUAACAACAUUCACUGUUUUCGUGUAAUGCGGCAAUUUGUUGGCAAUGCCUUAUUUAUCGGCAACCCGAGAGAACGGCCACAGCGAUAGUCGACUUAAGUUGUUCAAUGGUCUGUUUCGGUGGAAAAAAACAGAAAAAGAAAAACAAAAAGCCAGGCAGUUAAGUAAAAGUGAAGUUUGUAUAGCAACAUCAAUGUCUGUGAAAACAAGAAAUUCGUGUCCUGCGUCUCCUGCUCUUUCUAUGCCUAGAUCUAGAGAUGUUUUCCAGGACAUGGAAGCGCUUACAAUCUCAAGACAUGACAAUCCAUAUUUACAGAAAAAAAUUUUAGCGAGCAGAGAGAGCUUAUUAGAUGAUAAUAUUGUUGUAUCAGAAACGGAUGACAUAGACACUAUGGCUCAGGAAUAUUUAGCUGAUAUGGGUCCAGGUGCUUUAAUAGAACUUCAUCAACACAUGGUAAGAAGUCCACCUCCAACUACGUGGCCUCGUAUACCUAUAUUUAAAUAUGACGAAAAGAACCAAUCCCAAGAUCUUUAUGGAGAUAGAUGCAAAAGCCCACAUGGCCGGUCGUUCCUCCAUAGCUCUUGUUCAAGUGGUUCUUCAAGCUGUGUUGUUUCACCACGAUAUAACCAUCAGUCUAGAUGUCACAGAUCGGCUAGUGAAUCUCGAGGUAAACACGUUUAAACCUCAUCUAUAUGCGACUCUAUAAACAUCGUAAAUAUUAUACGGUUGAACAAAUCUUCCUUAAUAAUUGGGUAUUUGUGUAAAAUUACGCAAAAUCAGAGACCUAGAAAAACGAAGUUUAUACCUAGAUUUACUCAUUAACUCACUGUCACUUCGUUUUAAUUAAUUAGCAUGUAUAUUGCCUACAUAGCGGUGAAUAUGAAGAAAAUCAAAAGUUCGUGAAAGAGAGAUUCGAGUGCUUUCCAUUUAUAUGUAUGUAUGUAUGUGAUUUUAUCUAUACAAUUAUAAACUGUUGGUAAAUGAAAUGAUAUUGUGUAUUAAUAAACUAAGUAGUAAAUUGUUAUUUACAUAAUAUUGUAUCGUUCUAUUAACUACAAAUCAGUGUUCAUGAAUAGGUAUUAUAUUGUAUUAAUUAAUUAUUAUUAUUAUUUUUAGAAAUAUUUUUUUCUACUUUAAAUUAUACUUUCUAGUUAGAAAAGUUUAAUUUUUAAUAAUUUUUUUUUCUAAACUACUCUAUAUUUUGUUUAUUAUAUAUUAUAUUAUAUAUAUUUAUUACUUUUACGACAUCACAAAUUUAACAUAAUUAUAUAAAUUGUAAUUUUUGAUUACCUAUAUAUAAAAAUGUAUUUUUUUAAGAUUCUAUAAUAGAUUAUAACAUGUAUAGUCUGUCCAGCUAGAGAACGCGCCGAUUCUACGCAUCCUCCUGCACCUUCCUGCUAUCGAAACCGGUUUUCCUAUGGCAGGGAGACGUUUAGGGAUGCGCAGAAAAACCGAUUUUGGUCGGUCUGCGGCUCGUUCUCUCGCUGGACAGAGUAUAGGUAUAUUGUAUUUGGUAUAGAAUCAAUUUUAAACCACGUAUAAUAAUAUGCAUACAUUUGUAUCUCCAUUAUCCGUAGGAUUUAUUAAUAAUUAAAAAGACAUGAAUCGAAAAUAAAUUUACUAAUCAGUAAUAAUUACUUGCAUUACAUAAACCUACACAUUUUUAUUCAUCGGUUUUAAUUAAUUCAAUUUUAUUCUAAAAUAAAAAUAAAAAUCAAUUUAAUGACAUUCAAAUUAUUUUAUUAUUCAAAAUUACAGUUGAAAAAUGAAAAAAUUCAUAAAUAAUAAUAAUAAUUAAAUAACAUUGUCUUCAAUAUAUCUAUUUAAAGAAUAUUAUUGAUAUUUUACUCAAACAUCAUUUCAUAAUGUACGAAAGCUAUAAUUUUAAAAUUUAUAUUUACGUACAAUAUUAUUGCAAGUUUCCAUUGGUUAAAAUUUUAUUAUUCGUAUCAAUAUUAUAUCAUAAACAUUCAUGUAAUAUCGUAAGAUUUAAAACAAUUUAUAUGUAUAAUAUGCAUUGUACUUAGAUAGUAUAUUAUUUUUACAUUUUAUCAGCUGUAUUUUGCUGAAAACGGUCUAUAAUACAUUAAAGACAAUUUAUUUUUUCCCAAGAUGAUUUGAACUAAAAUUUAAACAAUAUACAAUACUUAGAUCAUGAAUCUUUUCUAAGUAAAAAUUUAAAAGUAAUUUAUGCUACAUGAAAGUUAAAUAUUUAAUAUUUAUUUAUAGUGUAUUAUGAAUAAGUAACUUUAGCCUUUAGGUAUUAUAAAUUAUUUAAAAUAAUAAUGGCCUCGAGUUAACUCAAGCUACAGAUGAAUAAUUUACUAUAAGAUUACACAAAACUAACCAUUCGUUUUUACUAGAAAACAAUAAAAUAUUCUUAAAAUGUAUUAUUAAUAUAAUAUAAUAUGUUAAUUUCAUUAACAUUCACUUAUCUAUCUAGUCAUAUAAAUUAAGUUUUGACCAAUAAUUAUAGCUGAGAUAUAAUUUUUUUUUAAUUUAUUUAUAACAUGUCAUACAUUGAGAUCGAGCUUUUAAAACCAUAGAUUUUUUUAAUUUAAUUUGUGAUUAAAAACAAAUUGAUUCGUUUUAAAGUAUUUCAUUAUGAAAAUCUUGAUAGAUUUGAUAUGAUGAACUUGUUAAUUCACAUAUAUAUUUAGAUAUGUUUAUCUUAAAAACCUAAUGUUUUUAUAGUAUAUAAUAAACUGUUUAUAGAUCAAUUAGAUAAUACUAUUAAGUAUUAGUUCUAUAUUAAGUGAAGCCAUAAAGGAACAAAAAGGGUUUUUAUAUAUUAUGAUUUGUACUGUAUUUAAAUUAUCUAUAUUCUAUACAGCAUAUCUGGUUAAUUAAUUAUGUAGUUAGUUUAGAAAAUUUAGAAUAUAAAUUGGAAAUUUAUCUUCAUAAUAUUUAUACAUUGCAAUUCAAUCGUUUUUAUGCAUAUUUUGUAAUUUUCAUUUUUAAAGAAAUAAUAUAGUUUAUAAUAAAAAUGUAUAAGUACUUAGGUGCUAUUAAAUCCUGUUCUUAUUCUAUAUUAUAAAUUUAUGAAUUAUAACCAUUUUUAUUUAAAAGUUAAAAUAUAAGGCAAAUGUAAUUUUAAUUCAUUAAUAAUUUGCUACCUACUAAGUUCUGAUGUAGAUUUUGCUGCAUAUAUGCUACUCCUAGUAUGAUUAUAAUAUGGUUUAUAUAAGUACGUUUAAUAUCGGCCGAUAAAAUUAUAUUUUAUUUCCUGAAUUCUAAGUAUAAAUAUUAAUGAUUGAAUACCUAACUAUAAUGAUAUACCUAACUAACUAAUAUAUUAAUAUAUAUUAUAUAGAUACUCAAUAAUAUUGUAUUUUAUUUUACAUUUAAGUUCUCUCAACUUCACAAUCAGUUUGUUAUAAAAUAAAUAAAUGGUUAUUACCUUAGUCCUUAAUGCACAUUAUCAAACAUGUAUUUGUAUACUAAAAUUUUAUGUUUCAAAUCAUGUUGAAAGGGUUAUGUAUAUUGGUAUAUUAAAAUUUUAAUCUAUAAAAUGUAUUAAUAAUUCUUUGUAUAGUAUUAUAAUUUUAAAUUAAAAUUGGACUGUUUGAAAUUAUUUGCAGUUUUUUUGGUGCUUUGUUUGUUAAUUGUUUCAAAAUGUUUUAUUUAAUUGCUGGUGCUUUUGUGUUGUUGUUCUCGUUUUAUUUAUAAACAUGUGAUCCAAUUUUAAUUAAUACCAGGUUUUAUUUAAUAAAUGUUAGUUGUUACACAUAUUUAAAUGUAUUAGUUAUUUAAAAUAUUUAUGCAUAUUGCAUACGUACCUACGUAUUAUACAUUCUUAUAAUAAUUUUAAUUAUUUGAUAAUAAUGUAUUACAGUUUAUUUUCUCUAAACAAAAUGUAUGGAAAUGUUUAACGUUUAUAAUAUGUAAUAAAAUAAACACCAAUUUUGAAUUACCUAUUAUAUUAUAAAAAUUUUUACUCUUUUUAUUUAAGAUUUAUAUAGUUUAUAUAAUAUAAUAGUUUAAAAUGUUUAAAUAGGUAAAAUAUGUUUUUUUAUAUAUUAUAUGAACAUGUGGUUUUAUGUUACCAUUAUCUUAAAUCAGUUACUUAAUGACGUAUAUUUAAUUUGUAUCAACAAAUAUAAUAUGUUUAAAAAAUGUUCUCAUUAUGGUAUAAAAUUUAGAAAAAAAGUUAUUUGUUUAUAUUUAUUUGUUUACAAAUACCUAUUUAAAUUGUAUUCUAUAUUUGAUUUUUUUUCCAUACAAACGAAUAAAUGAGAAAAAUAUUAUGGUACCUAUAUUUUGUAAUAAAUAUUUAAUACGUUAUAAAUUAUUAUAUUAUCGCACAAAAUGUGGUGUGCAUAGAACAGUAUUGUAGGUUUUCCUUUAUUUAAUAAAGUUUAAUGCGUUGUAUUAAUGGUUAUGAUAAGUGUAAUAUGCGAAUAAAAAUUUUGACCUAAAUUCAAUUUUAUUGAAAUAAAUGGUAGAAUAUAAUUUGGUGGUGUAUUAAUGCGAUUAAAUCUACAAAUAUUCCUCUUCACAAGUUCAAAACUCCCAUCUUUUUCGAUAUUUUCUUUUCAAGUAUACUGAUUACCGGUUAAAAUAUUUCAGAAGAAUCGGAAAUAUAAAAGAACUAUAUACUAUGUAUGCUACAUCUCUAAUAAAAUAAUUAGUUCUAUUAGAACUCAGUAUACUUAUGUUGAGAAUGAAAAAUUGUGGAUGUGGCUACGACAUGUCUGUAUGUUACUAUUGAUAGGUAAUAGGUAUAGCUAGUAGCUACUUUAGAAAUUGGAUGUAUGGGUAUAAGUUUUUAAUUUAAUGCUGAAAGUUUUAGAAAAAGCAAAUAAUAGUAGGUACUAUUGUUAAAUUACUUGACAAAACUAUGUGAUUAUUGUUAAUUUUUAUGGCCAAAAGGUAUUGGCUAUCACUUAUCAGCAGAGCCGUGUCGUUAAGAUUUAGCGCUUGGGGCAAAAUUAAAAAUAUUAGCCCCUAAUAUUCUAAAAAAAAUUUUUCGGCACCCCCUUAAAACAGUUUAAACCAUGCGCCCAGGACACAUGCCCCCU
Messenger RNA from Aphis gossypii (cotton aphid), 5187 nucleotides. RefSeq lists its product as uncharacterized. The transcript has 7 exons. Bases 212 to 847 code for a protein of 211 amino acids. The record is from RefSeq and is a predicted model, not a curated record. NCBI's taxonomy places the organism in Eukaryota, Metazoa, Arthropoda, Insecta, Hemiptera, Aphididae.